AUGGAAGAACCAGCCGCCGAGUUCGCAUCGUCCCUUCGAGAUCUCACGACGAAUUCGAAGCCCCUCAUCACGAUGCUAACAAUGAUCGCCGAGGAAAGUAAAGAGCACGCCGCCAAAAUUGUCGAGAUCAUUGAGGACUAUCUGAAAACGAGUGAACCACAUAUCAAACUCCCGUCCCUGUACCUCGUGGACUCAAUAGUCAAGAACAUCGGGGAGCCUUACAUCGGUUUGUUCAAUGAGAACAUCGUGAGGAACUUUCUCAUGGUCUUCCGCGAGGGGGACGAGAAAGUCCGUGCGGCUUUAUUCAAGCUCCGACAGACUUGGAAAGACAUUUUCACCGAGCGGAAAUUAUACGCUUUGGACGUCAACACUCAGGCUGUAGAUCCGAACUGGCCGGUCUGUGCUGCCGCCCCAAUCCACUUGAACCCAAAGUUCUUCAAAACGCACCAAGAAAAACCAGAGAUCGAUAUCGCGCGCAAAUCCGAAACGGAAGCCAAGUCCAUAGAGCAGCACAAGAAACAGCUUGAGAAAAUCCAAGGCGACCUCAAGCGGAAAAAAGAUCUCCUUAAUCAGAACGCACACAAUGCAGCGGCUCAACCCAAGCAGUCUAGAGAUCCUCGAUUGAAGAGAGAACACCCCUCGGUCACGAAAGCCCCUCCCCCAGCCCCUAAUCAGACGAGCCAGGGCAAAUCUGAGAAGGAUUCGAAAAGACCGAGGAGGUCGAAAGAUCGAGACAAAGCGAAGUCGGAGUCCAGCUCACGUAAAGAUACAUCUGUCGCAGAGAAGACGAAACCUCCGCAAGAGAAAAAGUUCCGAAUUCCGAAGAAGUCUGCCUCGGCGUCACAGAAGUCCUCGCAAGAAAAUCAGGCUGAAAAAUCACCCUUCCGAACCUCCAAAGUCUUGGAGGACCCCGAUGCUAGUCUCAUGGCUGAUAAAGAAGCUGCGGCAAUUCUCACAGGAGAUCUCGAUAUGAGAAUUUUCGCGCCGGCUGCAAAACGACGGAGAGAAGAACCUCCGGCAAAUUGUGAUGAAGAUUUUCGCAUCCGUCCAACUGCCGACAAAAACUCGCCCGCUAGACUUUUCGAGAAAACCGAAACGGAGGGAAACGCUCAAUAUUUCAAAAAAGAACCCAAACCCGAGCUUCCGGUUCAGAAACACAAUGCUCAGCAGCCUGAAUGGAGCUUCCGGCAGCAGCAACCGCCGGCUCGAGAUCUUGAUCCGCUCAUCACUCAGAAUGGGGAGGCGGGGAAAAGUUUCGACAGUAUAGUGAACCAGGCGACGGGCGGAGUCGCACCGUUCCUCGCAUCAAGCGUGAACGGAUUAAACACAGCUCCAUUCGGUUCUCGCAUCCCUGCGAAUACCCCUGUGGCGGAGCCAGCACCUGAUUGCGGACAAAUAAGGCUCGACGGUCAGAUGCGGGAAAUUCGUUUUAUCGAUGGAGUCGCUAUCGCCAUCAUGGACGAAGCCCCGCCAAAUUAUGUAUCCGCUCGUCAGGUAGUCUUCCGAGGCAGCAGCAGACAGAUCUUCAUAAACGAUCAGCAGGCUGUUGUUGCCGGAUUCGAUGGACGAGACCAGGAGUUCACAGUGCAUGGAAACCGCCACCGGAUUCGCUUUGGAGCGCCGUUGAGGGAACUCUACAUCGAUGGAGUUCCUUAUGCGUGCCAGUUCGAUGGACGUCCGAUGCUAGUCAGGAGUCACGAUGACCUUUUCACGGUCACUCUGCCUCCACCUUGUCCCACGGUGUCGAACAAGCUGGACGCGCCUCCCGAGCUUCUGGCGAAAUUGGGCUUGAGACCGAUGCUGCCUCCUACAGCUACAAUGCCGCGGGGCCCCGGGCCCAUGGGCGCCGGAUCAGGAGCUGGCGGCGCAGGGGACUGGAGAAGAUACGACGGCCUCCCCCCUUCUUCAAAUCAGGGACUUCCACCGGGGAUGUACCCAACACCUCCGCCACCGAUACCUCCUAAUAUGGCAUUACCUCCAGGUGGAUUUCUGGUCGGCAUGCUCCGGCCUCCUCCUUUCAGAGGGUCUUUCGGCGGUCCACUCCUCCCGCCGAUGCCUCCAAUGUCUUUGAAUGGCUUUCCGAGCGGACCGGUGCCGCCGCAAACUCAAACGAGACCCACGAAUGCUCCUCCGGUGCAAAUGACUUCUGCGUCUUCCUCUGCCAACCCGAUGAACGUCUCAGAUCUCUUCCACAAAUUACUCGAAUCGGGAAUGCUUGGCAAGAAGGACGAGAAUUCCAAUGACGAGAAAGCUGUCAGAAACGACGACGUGAAAAAAGAGGAGGUGAAGGCGGAAGCUGCGGCCGUGAGAGAGGAAAUUCCUAGACUGAAUUUCAGAGAUACUUCGAUUCUUAAAAAGCGUUACAAUGGCGUGAUCUCAGCCCUUCAUGAAGGCACUCAAUGCGUCGCUUGUGGGCAAAGGUUCCAACGAAGCGAAAACAACACUGACAAAUACGCUCAACAUCUAGACUGGCACUUCAGAAUGAAGCGACGGGGCCGGGAAGGACUGAAGAAAGCGACCAGUCGGAAGUGGUACUUCGAAAUCAGCGAUUGGAUCGACUUUGAAGAAGUCGAAGACCUGGACGAUCGCACCAAGAGCUUCUUCGAACAGCAAGAUUCUCAGCUAGACGGUUCAUCUCAGGACAGUCAGUCUUCGCAGACCGCGCAGGAAGUUCCCACAGUGGCUCUCUCGGCACUUCCGGAGUGCUUGGAACAUGCGCGUCAUUCUUGCGAAUUGUGUCACGAAGUGUUGGAUAAGUUCUACUGUGAAGAGUCGGACGACUGGAGACUGAGGAACGCAAUGCUUUUCGACGACAAACUUUUCCAUCCAGCAUGCCAUGAAGAUUACAUGAAGCCUGCCCCUAGUCCGAAACCCAUUCUGGUGAGAGAGGGACAGGACGAACCCACGGAGGAAGAGAUCGCCGAUGAGCAAGUGAAGGAAGAAAAAGCAGCGAUUGAUGAAAUGAACCUACCUCUACCAGGCUUGGAUUUCCAGCCCUCCGAUCUGAGCGGAGACACCGACGAGCAACCAAAAGAGUCCGCUGGGAAAGACGAUCAAAAUGAGACUCCCAUCGACGAUUCUAAGGGCGUGACGACCGACGCAUCCGAUGAGGGUCGAGUCUUGGACGAUCUCGAGCAGAAAAAAGACGAGCCCAUUCUCGAAGACGAGACCCAAGCCAUGGACGCAAUGAUAGAGCACGAAGUAGUUAUUCAAGAACUAGGAGAGUUCGGGGUGGUCAGCAGUGUCGAUGAUCCAAGCUUGGAUGGGACGAACGGGAGCCAGUCAGGCACCGAUCAACUCAACGACACAAUGGACGACUCGUCGCAAACGAGCAAAACCAAUGAGAAAGUGGUCGUCAAGGGCUCCGGAGGCUUCAUUCUCAAAGUAAAUCAAGAGAGCGUCGCAAACAACAAAGACUCGUCGCAGGAUGCGACCAAGGACUCUAAGGAGGCUUCCAAUCUACAAGAACUCGAAAUCGAGUGGACGCCCCCAUCUCCCGAUCCUCGCUACAAGAACCUACCUCUGGUGAAGAAAGGCAGUGAAAUGAGCGGACUUUGUAGCCUCAUGUGAUUCCUGCUCGUUUUGCGCCAGAAACGCAACGAUUAUUCUGUGAUGAUGAUGAUCAUUAUUAAAAUUAUUGUCUAACCAGAUGAUCGCUUCAAAAGCUGCCGCGCUACCUCCGCGUUUCCGUGAUACUU
Molecule: messenger RNA, 3698 nt
Organism: Galendromus occidentalis (western predatory mite)
Lineage: Eukaryota; Metazoa; Arthropoda; Arachnida; Mesostigmata; Phytoseiidae
Product: pre-mRNA cleavage complex 2 protein Pcf11
Exons: 19
Coding region: 1-3570 (1189 amino acids)
Biological process (GO): termination of RNA polymerase II transcription; mRNA 3'-end processing
Cellular component (GO): cytoplasm; mRNA cleavage factor complex
Molecular function (GO): ubiquitin binding; RNA polymerase II complex binding; mRNA binding
Source: RefSeq, a predicted model, not a curated record